Ylistrum balloti is the source of this 907-nucleotide messenger RNA. RefSeq lists its product as uncharacterized. The transcript is spliced from 4 exons. NCBI's taxonomy places the organism in Eukaryota, Metazoa, Mollusca, Bivalvia, Pectinida, Pectinidae. The record is from RefSeq and is a predicted model, not a curated record. The coding region runs from base 1 to 738 and encodes 245 amino acids.
AUGCCGGAGCGUGAGUGUAGUUCGUACAAAACCUCCUACACCAAGCGAGAAAAUUGGUUCUUCAACCCUCCUGUUUCCUUCACUCCUUCUAUAAGUGGUGGGAGUGUCACUGCAUCUUACUGCGCAAACGCGUGUAACACGCGGUCGGACUUUUUCUGUGUUGCAUACUACUACAGAAAGAGUACAGGUGGAUAUUGUAUCCUACGACCCAUGCGAGUACAUGAUAACACAAACCACCUACAGUACGACAAUGCCCAUUCGAGUUGGGACGAAUAUAUUCGGAACUGUGAAAUUCCCUGUCCUGACCCACCAUAUGUAGCCUACACAUCUGUGUCAGGAACAGGAUCAUCCAGAUCAUACACGUGUGAUGUAGGAGCUAUUCUUGUAUCGGGAGACAACCCAGCUACAUCUACCUGCACGAAUGGUGUCUGGUCAAGUGUGAACAUUCAAUGCACAAAGUGCAGUUCGUACAAAACCUCCUACACCAAGCGAGAAAAUUGGUACUUCAACCCUCCUGUUUCCUUCACUCCUUCUAUAAGUGGUGGGAGUGUCACUGCAUCUUACUGCGCAAACGCGUGUAACACGCGGUCGGACUUUUUCUGUGUUGCAUACUACUACAGAAAGAGUACAGGUGGAUAUUGUAUCCUACGACCCAUGCGAGUACAUGAUAACACAAACCACCUACAGUACGACAAUGCCCAUUCGAGUUGGGACGAAUAUAUUCGGAACUGUGAUUGAUACGUUAAUACGAGAGGAGACCAGAGAACUGGAACAACGUGUCAGAAAGCAUCAGGCCAAGCGUUGGAAUUGUCAUUAAUAUACAUAUAUAUAUUGAUUCACCUUAAUAUACCUAGAUCACUUUUCGUUCAGACUCUCUUAACAUUUGAAAUGCAAGUCUUAAGAUCUC